GUGUGAGCAGGUCACACACAUCUCUGCACUCUACAACGCCUGCUGCUGGGGUCUCCCUGCCACCCUGCACCUUAUUCCUCCUGUCCUCCUCCUCUCUCCUCCUGUGCUCUCUGCCUCCUCCCUUCCACCUCCCCCUCUGAUAAGAAAUGCUUUCUCCACAACUUUCAGAAUUCGCUGAGUGAUCUCCUCUUCUUUCGAAAUCCUGUUGUUUCUGUACCUUGCACCCUCCUCCUCCUCAGCUAUAAACUCCCUAUUAUAUGUGAUUUUCUCCUCUACUAACCCUCUUCAGUCUCGGGAACAGCUGAGGGCAGCAGAAGGGCUCUGGAACUUCUGGACAUGCUGCUGUGCUGCUGACUAUUUCAUUCCACCAUGGGUAUCUCCACUAAAUACACGCCAACCUCAACGGAGGAGCCACUUCCCAACGGGAAGAAUGGUUCCACCACUGACUCCUGCUCCCAAGAGUCCAUGAAACUAAAGAAGGAAAUCUCAUUGCUGAAUGGGGUGUCUCUGAUUGUGGGCAACAUGAUUGGCUCUGGGAUCUUUGUGUCACCCAAGGGGGUUCUGAUUUAUAGUGCCUCUUAUGGACUUUCACUGGUGAUUUGGGCAGUUGGAGGAGUGUUUUCCAUAUUUGGUGCCUUAUGUUAUGCAGAAUUGGGCACAACCAUUACCAAGUCAGGAGCAAGCUAUGCCUACAUCCUGGAGGCCUUUGGUGGCUUUAUAGCCUUUAUCAGGUUAUGGACAUCUCUGCUCAUUAUUGAGCCAACCAGCCAAGCUGUAAUUGCCAUCACCUUCUCCAACUACAUGAUGCAACCUAUCUUCCCAUCCUGUGAGUCUCCCUACUCUGCUAACAGAAUUCUUGCAGCAGCCUGCAUUGGACUCCUCACCUUUGUGAAUUGCGCAUAUGUAAAGUGGGGGACACGGGUCCAGGAUGUCUUCACUUAUGCCAAAGUCCUGGCUCUGAUUGCUGUCAUCAUCGCUGGAAUUGUGAAACUCUGCCAGGGUCAGACAGAGAAUUUUGAAGAUGCCUUUGCUGGAUCCUCUAAUGAUGUUGGGCACAUUGCUCUGGCUUUGUAUUCUGCUCUCUUCUCUUACUCAGGAUGGGACACACUCAACUUUGUCACAGAAGAAAUAAAAAACCCAGAAAGAAACCUGCCCCUGGCCAUUGGGAUCUCCAUGCCGAUUGUGACUGUGAUUUACUUACUCACCAAUGUAGCCUAUUACACAGUGCUGGACAUGCGUGCCAUUCUGGGAAGCAAUGCUGUUGCUGUGACUUUUGCUGAUCAGAUAUUUGGAAUAUUUAACUGGACAAUCCCGCUGGCUGUCGCUCUGUCGUGCUUCGGAGGCCUAAAUGCUUCAAUCCUUGCAGCAUCCAGGCUCUUCUUUGUUGGGUCUCGAGAGGGACACCUUCCUGAUUCUCUCAGUAUGAUCCACAUAGAGAGAUUCACUCCUAUUCCAGCUCUGCUGUUUAAUGGUGCAAUGGCUCUCGUGUAUCUCUGUGUUGAAGAUGUCUUCCAGCUCAUUAAUUAUUACAGCUUCAGCUAUUGGCUGUUUGUGGGUCUGUCUAUUGCUGGUCAACUAUAUUUGCGCUGGAAGGAGCCAGACAGACUACGACCUCUGAAGCUCAACCUGGUGUUCCCAGUGACAUUCUGUAUCUGCACCAUUUUCCUAGUUGCAGUGCCACUGUACAGUGACUUGAUCAACUCUCUAAUUGGAGUGGCAAUAGCACUCUCUGGGGUUCCUGUUUAUUUCCUUAUCGUACGUGUUCCAGAGGAAAAGAAACCUCAGUGUCUACGCACUGUAGCAGCUGCUAUUACUCGCUAUACUCAGAUGUUGUGCUUCUCUGUCGUCACGGAGAUGGAUUUAAAGGAGGAUGACAACCUUACAACAAAAUCUGACUGAUUGCAAUGUGAUCUCCCUUGAAGCUGCUGGAACCUUAUGAACCUCUUCCAUCACAUAAUUUAUUUCUUACACUGGAUGGACAACAUUUUUGUCAUUAAAGGUUGUAAUGCAGGGUGGCUGCAGGGCAGUGCUCUGGCAUGAAGUUGACCGAAUAAUUUCUCCCUGGCAGGGGAAAUGUUCAUAAUUGUUCCCUCCAAAAAAAAAACAGUUUUUGCUGAAUUAGGAUGUUAAACCUACAGAGCCUGGAGUGCUGGCCCAUGCAAGUAGAAGUCAAAGAAGUAAUGGUAUGUGUGAGUCUGCUGCAUCACUGUAUGGACCAACUGGAAGACCAGAGACCUCUGUAACUUUAGAGUGCCUUACACGGCUGAACAUGUUGUUUCAACAUUUUGCACUGGUUGGAAAAUCAUAGUAGGCCCGAGCAUUGGUAUAAUAAUACUGUAAUAAAAAAACUAAACACAAAUAA
Molecule: messenger RNA, 2362 nt
Organism: Pseudophryne corroboree (corroboree frog)
Lineage: Eukaryota; Metazoa; Chordata; Amphibia; Anura; Myobatrachidae
Gene: SLC7A7
Product: solute carrier family 7 member 7
Exons: 10
Coding region: 370-1899 (509 amino acids)
Biological process (GO): amino acid transmembrane transport
Cellular component (GO): membrane
Molecular function (GO): basic amino acid transmembrane transporter activity; L-amino acid transmembrane transporter activity
Source: RefSeq, a predicted model, not a curated record